Messenger RNA from Ochotona curzoniae (black-lipped pika), 1808 nucleotides. RefSeq names its product perilipin 3 (gene PLIN3). Gene Ontology annotation, cellular component: cytosol; lipid droplet. Bases 73 to 1344 code for a protein of 423 amino acids. Gene Ontology annotation, biological process: lipid storage; positive regulation of triglyceride storage. The record is from RefSeq and is a predicted model, not a curated record. NCBI's taxonomy places the organism in Eukaryota, Metazoa, Chordata, Mammalia, Lagomorpha, Ochotonidae. The transcript is spliced from 8 exons.
CUGGCCCAGCACAAGUUGGAGGCUCCUGGCCGCCUGGACGUGCCCGCUGGCCGCGUGUCUGUCACAGCUGCCAUGUCUGCCGACGGGGCCGGGGCAGGGGCCGAGGCCGGCGCCCAGGUGGCCGCGGAGGAGCCGAUGACACAGCCCAGCGUGGUGGACCGCGUGGUCAGCCUGCCCCUCAUCAGCUCCACGUGCGACAUGGUGUCCGCCGCCUACACCUCCACCAAGGAGAGCCAUCCCUGCGUGAGGACUGUGUGCGACGCAGCCGAGAGAGGCGUGAGGACGCUUACCACAGCGGCCGCCAGCGGGGCCCAACCCAUCUUGGCCAAGCUGGAACCUCAGAUCGUGUCGGCCAGCGAGUACGCCCACCGGGGGCUGGACAGGCUGGAGGGGAGCCUGCCCAUUCUGCAGCAGCCCACAGAGAAGGUGCUGGCAGACACCAAGGAACUCGUGUCAUGCAAGGUGUCCGGGGCCCGGGAAAUGGUGACUGGCGCCAAGGACUCUGUGGCCACCCGGGUGGCCGGGGCAGUGGAUGCCACCAAGUCAGCUGUGGCCAGCGGCGUGCACUCGGUCACGGGCUCCCGCGUGGGCCAGAUGGUGCUGAGCGGGGUGGACACUCUGCUGGGCAAGUCGGAGGCCUGGGCAGACAACCACCUGCCCAUGACAAACGCCGAGCUGGCGCGCCUCGCCACCUCGCUGGAAGACUUCGACAUGGCCUCAGUGCAGCAGCAGCGGCAGGAACAGAGCUAUUUUGUGCGGCUGGGCUCGCUGUCUGAGAGGCUGCGGCAGUACGCCUACGAGCACUCGUUGGCCAAGCUGCGUGGGACCCGGCAGCGGGCGCAGGAGGCGCUGGGCCAGCUGGCCCAGGCACUCAGCCUGAUGGAGUCGGUCAAGCUCGGCGUGGGCCAGAAGCUGGUAGACGGGCAGGAGCGGCUGCACCAGAUGUGCCAGCGGUGGAGCCAGAAGCCACCCGGGGAAAAGGACCCGGCCAAGCCUGAGCAGGUGGAGUCCCAGGCGCUAGGCAUGUUUCGCGACAUCGCCCAGCAGCUGCAGGCCACCUGCACCUCGGUGGCGGGCAGCGUCCAGGGGCUGCCGGGCCACGUGAAAGAGCAGGCGCAGCUGGCCCGCCACCGGGCGGAGGAACUGCAGGCCGCCUUCGCCAGCGUGCACUCCUUCCAGGACCUGUCCGGCAGCCUGCUGAGCCAGAGCCGCGAGCGCCUGGCCGAAGCCCGCGAGGCCCUGGACCGCGUGCUGGAGUACGUGGCCCACAACACGCCUGUCAUGUGGCUCGUGGGACCCUUCGCCCCUGGAGUCACCGAGAAGGGCCCCGAAGAGCAGGCAUAGUGGGGAUGCCAAGGCUCAGGGCUUCUGUCUGCCCACCCUGGAGGAGCCAGCAGGGACCCUGCAUUUCCCAGCCAGGCGGCUGAAUUCAAAACCAGCUUUUUAUUUUUAUUUUUUUUUUCCCUAAACCCUCUUUUUCUAACCCUUGGUUUGGGAAAACGAGGGAUCCCACAGCCAGUCCCCCGCCCCUUUCAAGUUUGGAAGAGGUGUGUGCUGCGUGCGGCCUCACCCCAUCUACCAGCAGAGGGAACUUUCUGGGAACAGAUUUUUUUUUUCUGGAAGUUUCUGGAAUGUUCCUUCCCAAAACAGAACAAAAUCAGGUAUCUUGUCCCAUUCCGCUUCUUUUCCAACAUCAAGGCCUGCAGAGAUCAGCCUUCUUGAGUGGAUAAACUCGCUCCUGCUUGGCGAGCCCAGAUGAAUGACCCGGGUGCUAAUUUCUGCCUUAAUACAUUUUAUCUGCAGCUGCC